Messenger RNA from Sphaeramia orbicularis (orbiculate cardinalfish), 3181 nucleotides. It is a transcript of the gene ccdc9, whose product is annotated as coiled-coil domain containing 9. NCBI's taxonomy places the organism in Eukaryota, Metazoa, Chordata, Actinopteri, Kurtiformes, Apogonidae. The record is from RefSeq and is a predicted model, not a curated record.
UUCGGCUAACAGGAAGCCGAAACAUGAGGACGCACUGAGGGGCAGGAAUUGGCAAAGAGAAACGAGUGUGAAAUUACUCUUUACUCCGGUUUCGACUCGGUGUUUCAGGAGAAACAACAGCCUCCCGCCUGCAUCAGAGGCAGCGAUGUCUUCAGCAGUGGAUCUGAAAAGUAAGGAGGAAAAGGAUGCAGAGUUGGACAAAAGAAUCGAAGCCCUGAGGAAGAAAAAUGAAGCUUUGGUCAAGAGAUACCAGGAAAUCGAGGAGGACAAGAAGAAAGCAGAACAGGAGGGAAUCGCUGUGACGACGCCCCGGAAGCCCCGCCCCCACGAGUCAGAGACGGACAGAAGGAAGACGGAGAAAGAAAACUUCACGGUCACAGUGGACCUUUCUAAACCGACAGGGGAGAAGAGAGUCGUGAAUGACUGGAAACCCUCGACACCUCGGGGCCGGAAAACGUCAGAGGAGAGCGAUGGUCAACGAGGUCCGAGCCCUCCAGGAGGACGGGUCAGGCCGGGGUCAGCCGAGGAGGACGUGGAGGACGGGGAGGGGAGGGGAGGAGGAGGGGAGGAGGAGGGGAGGAGGAGGGGCGGUGAUGGAGGAGGUGGACGCCAGGAGAGGAGAGACCGAGAACCCAGAACACCCAGAGAUGGAGAACCUGGAGAGAUGGGAGGACCUGGACGUAGAGGAGGAAGACGAGGAAGAGGAGGGGGCGGAGGAGGAGGAGGAGGAGGGGGAGGGACACCAGGUGGAAUGGACAGGAAAUCCAAGGAAUGGGAGGAGAAGAGGCGACAGAAUAUUGAGAAGAUGAAUGAAGAAAUGGAGAGAAUAGCAGAGUAUGAAAGAGGACAGAGGCCGGAUGGAGACAAACCGAUUCGUAACUUCCUGGAUGAUCCUCGGCGUUCAGGCCCGGCGCCGGACACGGACCGUAAGGAGGGCAGCAGGAGGCACGUCCGAAACUGGGGAGGGCUUGACUUCGACAAUGUGAAGACGGGGGCCGAACUGGAGAAGGAGUGGACAAGUCGAAGGCCUGGCCCCAAAGGCUCGGUGGACAUGACCAUGUCCAUGACGGGUCGAGAACGAGCAGAGUACCUGAGAUGGAAGAAGGAGCGCGAGCAGAUCGACGAGGAGAGGCUAGCACGCCAUCGCAACGCCACCGGCCAAUGGAGACGAGAGUGGGACGCACAGAAAACAGACAACAUGUUCAAGGAGGACCCAUAUGUGUCUGCAGAGGGCAUCGCACCGGAGCAGAGCGGCAGGAGAGCCAGGGGGCGUAACUCCGGUACUGAGCCUCGGGGCAGGGCCUCAGAUGACAGUAAGCGUCCUCCUAAAGCUCCGACGUUCGGCGACUUCCUGUCCCAGGGCCGGACUCAGGGGCCCCGAGGCGACAGGAACCGAGGGCGGGGCCAGGACAGAAAGAGCUACAGUAUGCAUGACAACCGAUGGGAAGCAGAGAAGGAGGAAGAGGAGGAGAAGAAGGAAAAGGAGGACAAGACAAAGAAAGAGGAAAAGACCAAAACCAAUGAGAAACAGGAAGAAAAACCCAAACCCCCGACAGUACAGAAGGUAGAUGUGGAGGAGAAGAACGUGGAUGGGGAGGACGAGGACGAAUGGGAAGACGCCAGCGAUGGAGAAGACGGUGGCGAGGAUGAAGGCAGCAGCGGCGAGGGUGAAGAACGGGACGCCAGAGGAGACGAGAAGAAAGAUACGGGGAAGGAGAAGGACGCCUCCCCGACGUCCCCCGCCCACCGCUCCGCAGGAAGCCCCAAAGAGCAGAGAACCCCCAGGCCCAAAGUCCACAUCCCCUCCCCUACGGCAGCCCAGGACUCACCAGAGGGAGGGAAGCCCCUCAGCCCAUUCUCACCACUGGAUGGACACCAGCCGGUGUCAGACUGGGGUGAGGAGAUGGAGAUGCUGUCGCCCAGGAGUAGCAUGGGAGGAGAGAGCCCCCUGAAGCCCCCCAGCUCUGACUCCAGCCCCUCACAGAAGAAGGAGGAGGAAGAGAAGGAAGAGAAGGUUCAGAGCCAGGAUGUCAAGGCCCCCGCUGAGACCCAGAAGGACCAGGACUCAGAUGCUUCCUCUCCUCCUGCCAAGUCCAUGUUGUCAGACUCGGUCCCAGCAGACACUGAGCCGCCGUCUGACCCCGGCGUCUCUGAGACUUCCUCUUCUUUUUCUGCUGCGGUCGCUGAAGGCGGCGAGGUGACGACGGACGGCGACUCACCUGCUGCUGCUCCACAAGACAAACCGGACCCUCCUCCUGGUCCAUCUGAUCCUGAACCAGACCAGAGCUCCACGGACUCAACAGGAGGGACAACUGACCACUCGGACACUGUCCCCACAGCAGCGACGGAGGACGCCUCGGAGCAGCCCUCAACAGAAUAAGUCGAGCGGGAACUAACGGACUCGCCUCUGAGAGGAAGAGGAGGCUGGAGGGAGGUGGACGAAGAGCAUGUCAGUCAUCACACAUGCAUGAAACAAAGCAGCGUCGAUGGGAGGAGGAGGGGCUACAGGGGGGUGAAGGAGGUGGAGGUGGAGGUCUGCGUCGAGGUUUUCUAGUGAAUUAAGACACAAUGAGGAAUGUGACCCUCCUGUAACAUCAGUCACCAGCCCAGAUUGUCCUCGGACCAUUCAUCGUAAAGAUUGAACUCCGCUGAGCCUGGAAACGCGUAAAGGGAAACAGUUUAGAGAUUCUCCGAGAAUUGACCUGAUUGGUUUUCAGGUCUGGGUCGAUGCGUAUGAACAGUCGCACUCGGGUGUAGAAGAAAAAACUGCAAGCUUCUUAAAACAAUGCUCGUUUUCAAUGUGAUCCGACCCAAAAAAAAAAAAAAAAAAACACGCAAAAAACUACAAAAGAACAACACAUAAAGGAAAACUGUUUAGAGAUUCUCCGAUAAUUGACCUGAUUGGUUUUCAGGUCUGGGUCGAUGUGUAUGAACAGUCGCACUCAAGUGUAGAAGAAAAACUGAAAACGUCUUAAAACAGCACUCGUUUUCAACGUGAUCCAACCAAAAAAAUACAAAAUAGGAACGCAUAAAGGGAAGCGGUUUAGAGAUCCUCCGAUAAUUGACCUGAUUGGUUUUCAGGUCUGGGUCGAUGCGUAUGAACAGUCGCACUCGGGUGUAGAAGAAAAAACUGCAAGCUUCUUAAAACAAUGCUCGUUUUCAAUGUGAUCCGACCAAAAAA